Molecule: messenger RNA, 42530 nt
Organism: Pelobates cultripes (western spadefoot toad)
Lineage: Eukaryota; Metazoa; Chordata; Amphibia; Anura; Pelobatidae
Source: the annotation of a GenBank genome assembly
AUGGGGGAUGUCGCUGACAAAGCCGCCAUUUUGAUCAGCAAGUGAGUACAUAGAGUGAUAUAGAAACUUUUUUUUCCUAUGGCUAUCAUUCAUUAUUCAUAUUCAGCAGCUAAUCUCAUUUACUGAUCCAAACAUUCACAUUUUUUUUAUAACUUAUUUUAACUCUUCCAGCGUUGGUAUGCCUCCUUUACUUUUCCAAAAUGCCGUAUUGACAACACUUUGGAUUCAUUCUCGUCUUUUCUGACAUUAAUGAACAGAAAAAUACAUGUCUGAGGGCAGGGCCGGACCACCAUGCUGACGCAAAUUUUCAGACCUUUCAGUCCACAAAAAUUAAUCACUCAUUGUGAAGAAACUACACCUUUUGUUUCAUUGCCUUUGAUUUUCCUCGUUCGGUAGAUAAAACUACCGAAAACUGACCACCCCCCUGGUUCAUUAACUACAAAGCAGACCGCAAGUUAAGUGCUCUCUCUGCGUGGCCGCCGUUCCUGUUGCCGCCGUUCGCAUGAAAGGAGGCAGCAGGACUUGGUCAUCGAGAGUCUGGAACUAAAAUCGGACACUCGACUUCCCGAACACCGGUGAACUUCGCGAACGCCUGCUUCCUUUCGCCGACCAGUCAGAAGAGCGCUAUUCAGUAGGUUUGUUCCCACAAACUAAGUGAACAAACGCUACAAAUGAGCCCGGGGAACCGUUCGUGGAUUUGUUCGGUUUCAUUGACUUUUUUGAAAAAGACUGACCGCACAGCCUAAUUUCAUGGAACUAUUUCUGGGCAGGAACCUCGUGUGUGGUCAGUCAAAUUAAGACUUCCACGGAAGUCCCAAAUCCCUGAACUGAUCUGGUUGAUUUUUGAAUAUGUUGGUCCCCCUGAUCAGGGCUAUCAGGGGAUAUGACUUUUGCAGGGUUUCCAUGGAGUUUGGGGUACUUUCUGGGUCUUGUGGAAAUGUGUGUGUUUUGUGUUAGAAAAUUGAGUUUAGUAUAGUGCUUGACUCAAUUAUCUCACCAGUACAGGGAAAGGAUUAUGUUAUUGUAUGUAGGAGUGUCCUGGACCUGAGAGCCAAUGUAACUGCAGAAUGUUUUUUGUCAAUGUCCUCUCUCAGGUCCAGUGGGGAAUGCCCCUGGAAUAUGUCAACGUAAACCCUGUACAUUUGUAACUGCAUAAUAACCGGGUGGUUAGCCUGAAUAAACCACUCCUGUUGUACCCUUCAUCUAGUUUAGGCUGAUGUUUGGGUAUCCGUCUGAUUUGCUUGGGAAAUAUACUUGGAUGCUGUACUUCGUCUGGAGUACAUUCGAAUCAACACCCAAACUGCGAGCUAUAAUCACUCAGCUUCUAGUAGUUUGGGAGGAAACAGAUGAACGGGUAUCUGCAAUAUCAGCGUUCAUUACACUCAUCUGCCAUAGAGAAGCUGUAGUCACUUGCAUUCAGAGGUGCUCGUUCCGAGACCUGGCCUGAUACUCGUUUAUUGGGCCCUUGAGCAGGGUCGUCUUCACAGCAUUAUAGCCCCCGGACCAUGCUCUGGGGCCCUGCCUAGAAACCACUCAGGAAUGAAAUGUAAAUUAUCGAUAUAAUGAAGCUUAUAGUUAUUGGUACUUCCAACAAUCCAUGUUUAAACAUUAAAAUACAUGCUGUACAUAAAAGAUUAAUCCACACAAACGUUUAGUAGAUAGUAGUUGCCAUGGAUUAUUAAAAAUAUUAGAAAAACUUUAUGAUAGCUUUGCAGCUUCAAAGAAUUCUGUGUUGAUUUUGUCUUGUUUAUAUACCAUUAUAUACCAUUAACACGUGUGCGCUGUUUUUGUUAAGGUCAAUAUGUAUUUGCAACAGCUAGAUUGCAUGUACUGAUAACAGCUGAUACUGAGAGGAUUAGUCGACCUUAAUGUUUUAAUAAAGAGGGUUUGAAAGUUCUGAACAAAUCUCCCUGAAUAAUAUACUGAAAAGUUGACAAGCCUAUGGGGCCUUAUGCUUGUGGGGCCCGAGGGCCAACUACCCAGCGGACCAUGGAUUAAGACAGCCCAUGGAUUAAGACAGCCCUGCCCUUGAGGGGAGAUAUAACAUCUCCAUGACUGAGGCCUACUUAGGUUGGGAGUGGGGUAAAUCUAUACUGCAUGUCUGCAACAAGCCAGCCCCUUUUUUCUACGUGGCUGCGGCCCUGUCUCCACCCUCUUUGGACUGGUGGGACUUAUCCCAGCCCACCCUGUAGCCCUACCAUUGGCUUCUCUGGUCAGAGGACUCACAUACCUUUUGAGAUGACUACUGAGCAAUGGAGAUGGAGGUCUUCCUCAGGACCUUUUAUGUCCUCUGUGAGAAAUGUUGGUCAACACUAUACAAAGACACACACAACUCAUGAGGCCUGGACCAGGGCGCACAUACUUGACACUGCUGCUUCCCAUGUAACUUGGCUGCUGGCUCAGACGACCACCAUGGCUGCACUGGAUCUCUGAUCAUGGCUGUCUGCUUGGCACACCUGCCAACCCUUACCUGCAUACCGCUGCUUAUCGCAGUACUGAGCUGUGAUGGGGGAUGAAGCUAUAAAUCCACACAUUACUUGACGGCACCAUUUGAUAUGUGGGCCUUGGAGAAUGCUUACCUCGAUCCUAAUCAUGUGGUGGUCUUGCUGUCUAAUCCUUGUGGCGGGUAUCAACCUAUUUGUAACCCCUGGGACUGUGUCUUACUGGUGGAGGGGUUGGCUAAUAAUUCCAUGAGAAGUGGGGGAGCUUUGUUAGCAUGCAUUCGGCUUACAUGAUGCUAUUGGGUAGGUCAAUCAAUACCUUUCUUUGAGUGGUAAUGUUUUAGGGGGCCCAGAGGUCUUUAAAUGUCUAUGCCUGAGCCUUGAUUUAUAUCGUCCCACACUGUUUUCCCUAAUUCUACCACUUGCAUUUAAUUUCAAAAACUUCCGUUCACUUUCACUCACACUAUACCCAUCUCUUGUACAUCACUAUUUUUGUGUUAUAUUGCUGAGAUUAACGCUUGAUUAACUGUAAUAAGUUAAGGUGCUGUAUAUUCUGUCAGUGAACUGUGCAAAAAAAUAAAUAAAAAAAUGCACUUCUAACUUAAUAGGGAAUCUGUUACUUCCCAGGAUUUUUAAUAUUACUUUUACUGAUCUCUGUGUUUAACAAAUAUUUAUUUGUAAGGUGUGAAAAAUACAUUUAAAAGUUUAAAUCCACACCUCGUUAUCCUGUAACUAGGCUCCUCCAUCUUAGCUCCCUGUCAAUCAUUGUUAUAAGCUCCGCCCUUUACACCUGGCAGUCAGUAUAGAGAGAGCCACCUCCAUCUUAGCUCCCUGUCAAUCAUUGUUAUAAGCUCCGCCCUUUACACCUCUCAGUCAGUAUAGAGAGAGCCACCUCCAUCUUAGCUCCCUGUCAAUCAUUGUUAUAAGCUCAGCCCUUUACACCUGGCAGUCAGUAUAGAGAGAGCCGCCUCCAUCUUAGCUCCCUGUCAAUCAUUGUUAUAAGCUCCACCCUUUACACCUGACAGUCUGUAUAGUGAGAGCCACCUCCAUCCUAGCUCCCUGUCAAUCAUUGUUAUAAGCCCCGCCCUUUACACCUGGCAGUCAGUAUAGAGAGAGCCACCUCCAUCUUAGCUCCCUGUCAAUCAUUGUUAUAAGCUCCGCCCUUUACACCUGGCAGUCAGCAUAGAGAGAGCCACCUCCAUCUUAGCUCCCUGUCAGUCAUUGUUAUAAGCUCCGCCCUUUACACCUGGCAGUCAGUAUAGAGAGAGUCACCUCCAUCUUAGCUCCCUGUCAAUCAUUGUUAUAAGCUCCGCCCUUUACACCUGGCAGUCAGUAUAGAGAGAGCCACCUCCAUCUUAGCUCCCUGUCAAUCAUUGUUAUAAGCUCCGCCCUUUACACCUGGCAGUCAGUAUAGAGAGAGCCACCUCCAUCUUAGCUUCCUGUCAAUCAUUGUUAUAAGCUCCGCCCUUUACACCUGGCAGUCAGUAUAGAGAGAGCCACCUCCAUCUUAGCUCCCUGUCAAUCAUUGUUAUAAGCUCCGCCCUUUACACCUGGCAGUCAGUAUAGAGAGAGCCGCCUCCAUCUUAGCUCCCUGUCAAUCAUUGUUAUAAGCUCCGCCCUUUACACCUGGCAGUCAGUAUAGAGAGAGCCACCUCCAUCUUAGCUCCCUGUCAAUCAUUGUUAUAAGCUCCGCCCUUUACACCUGGCAGUCAGUAUAGAGAGAGCCAGCCUCCAUCUUAGCUUCCUGUCAAUCAUUGUUAUAAGCUCCGCCCUUUACACCUGGCAGUCAGUAUAGAGAGAGCCGCCUCCAUCUUAGCUCCCUGUCAAUCAUUGUUAUAAGCUCCGCCCAUUACACCUGGCAGUCAGUAUAGAGAGAAUAUACAGAGAGGACAAGAAAUGAAACAACAUUAUUAUUUUACCUCAUUAGCAAUGAUACUGAUAACUACUGAUACUUUAUACCAACUUUGCCUCUUGCUGCCCCCUGUGGAGGCAAGUCCCUGGCAUUUGAUAAUAGUAACAUCUCCUGGACGUACUUAGAAACCAGAGUAAUCUGAAUGUACCUUUCCUGGUUAAAUACUCUGUUAUUAUUACUGGUUCAGUCACCCAAUACUCUAUUUCUAAAAAAAAAAAAAUUAUUACAAAAAAUAACAAAGCAAAACAUCUGUUAUUACCUUCUCAGUGUUAGGGAAAUCUUCCUUGCUGUGUGGGUACCAGGGCUAAUUCAGUUACAUAGUUUAUCGUGGGAAACGUAUUACCUUAUAAAGGUGAUAUGCUUGUUUCAACCAUUGGGGUCUUACUUAAUUUGCAAGAUUAACUCAUUUUUAAUCUUGAUCCAAGAGUUCAGAAAUAAGACAAUAGUUAAAUUCCAGUGUUUCACAAGGUCAAAUCUGCAUUAGAAGGACAUCUUUUAAAUGAAGCACUGCGCUAAACUAAUUUGUACCCUGAUCGAUAUUGGCGCUUACAAUGUGCAUCUUCCCCCAGUUACUCAAGAGAUCACCCUGUCUUCCUGCAGUUGAGCGACUAUUUUUGGGUGAAGAACCAAACUGUCUAUGGGCUGCCGUAUGGGACGAAUGGAAGUGGUAAGAAGCAGAUCCAUUUAUAUCCCAGCACAUCACACCUAUCUUUAGAUACUGAUUUCGUUUAAUGACAGGCUGUCAACAUCUCAUGGUUUAGAUACGUCUAAAUUCUUAAUUUGGUGGAUCCAGGGUAUCUAAGUGAUACCCAGCACUAUAUGACAUUAAUAUGCUCCGCAUGUAAAAUCCAUUAAUGAUUCAUAGUCGGAUUCCUAAAGGAAUCACUGUAGUUAGUUCAUUGACUUCAGUGUGAGUGCGCGUGAAUCCCACAUACUACUGCUCAACACUUUUGAAGCAUGCCUAAAAGAGUGAAGACUUCAUAAGAUUUCUUAAUACAAUGGUGAGAUGGCAGGUGUAUAACAGUUUUUUUGAGUCAGAAGGACUAAAAUUUAGGAUUUCAACAUUAUUUCACCUGGGGCCAGCACAAUCCCUAAUCCAAAAACUCCUUAAUGUUAUACAGCUGAAGGAAUAAGACCGUACACAGAUCGAUAGAAAAUGUAAAGAGGGCCCAGUGUGAGCUGAGAUCUAGUCGUUAAAGAUCUUUUAUGCACAGUACAUAAAUAGAUACAGUUGUGUUCAGUUUGCAUACCCUGGCAGAAAUUGUAAAAAUGUGGCAUUGAUUUUGAAAAUAUGACUGAUCAUGCAAAACAAAAUGUAUUUUAUUGAAGGAUAGUGAUCAUACGAAGCCAUUUAUUAUUACAUAGUUGAUUGGCUCCUUUUUAAAUCAUAAUGAUAUCAGAAAACACCCAAAUGGCCCUGAUCAAACGUUUACAUACCCUUGAAUGUUUGGCCUUGUUACAGACACACAAGGUGAUACACACAGGUUAAAAUGGCAAUUUAAACAUUUUUAAAGGUUAUUUUCCCACACUUGUGGCUUUUUAAAUUGCAAUUAGUGUCUGUGUAUAAAUAGUCAAUGGGUUUGUUAGCUUUCACAUGGAUGCACUGAGCAGGCUAGAUACUGAGCCAUGAGGAGCAGAAAAGAACUGUUAACCCCUUAAGGACACAUGACAUGUGUGACAUGUCAUGAUUACCUUUUAUUCCAGAAGCUUGGUCCUUAAGGGGUUAAAGGACCUGCAUAACAAGGUAAUGGAACUUUAUAAAGAUGGAAAAGGAUAUAAAAAAAAUCCAAAGCCUUGAAAAUGCCAGUCAGCACUGUUCGAUCACUUACUAAGAAGUGGAAAACUUGGGGAUCUUUUGAUACCAAGCCAAAGUCAGGUAGAUCAAGAAAGAUUUCAGCCACAACUACCAGAAGAAUUGUUCGGGAUACAAAGAAAAACUCACAGGUAACCUCAGGAGAAAUACAGGCUGCUCUGGAAAAAGAAGGUGUGGUUGUUUCAAGGAGCACAAUACAACAGUACUUCAACAAAAAUGUGCGGCAUGGUCGAGUUGUCAAAAAAAAGAAGCCUUUACUGCGUCAAUGCCACAACAAAAACCCAGUUAAAAUAUGCCCAACAACACCUUGGCACCUCACAGCUUGUGGCACACUGUAAUUUGGAGUGACGAGACCAAAAUAGAGCUUUAUGGUCACUACCAUAAGUGCUAUGUUUUUAGAGUGGUCAAAAAGGCUUAUAGUGAAAAGAAUACCAUCCCCACGGUGAGGCAUGGUGGUAGCUCACUGAUGUUUUGAAGGUGUGUGAGCUCUAAAUGCACAGGGAACCUGGUGAAAAUUGAUGGCAAGAUGAGUGCAGCAUGUGAUCAGAAAAUACUGGCAGACAAUUUGCAUUGUUCUGCACUAAGGCUGCACAAGGAACGCUCUUGGACUUUCCAGCAUCACACUAAGCACAAGGCCAAGUUGACCCUCCAGUGGUUACAGCAGAAAAAGGUGAAGGUAUCUAAAAAAGAAAUAUCUCCAGACUAAGAUUCUGUACAUCUCCUCAGCUAAGGGGGACAAGUUAUAUAACCCACAAUACAUAGUUGAAGAGCUAGCAACAUAUUAUGCAAAUCUCUACCAACUUGACAGAGAUUCUAGCACGCAUCAACCCUCCAUGGUAGAUAUUCAAAGCUUUCUAACUCAGACACAGCUUCCAUGUAUCUCCCCGGAGUAGCGAGGUUAGCUCAAGGCUCCGUUCAUGGAAGAAGAGGUAACACACGCAAUUAGGUCCCUGCUCAAACAUAAGGUGCCAGACCCAGAUGGGCUCGCCAAUUAAUAUUAUAUCAAACUGGAAUCUGUACUAACACCACAUCUCACAAAACUCUUCAACCAUAUCAAAUCCACAGUCCAGAUUCCUCAUGAAAUGUUGGAAGCGUUUAUUGUGACGCUGCCCAAACCUAACAAACCCCCGACAGUUUGCACAAACCUGAGACCAAUCUCCUUGCUUAAUGCUGAUGUUAAGUUAUAUGCCAAACUCCUAGCCAACCACAUCUAAACUUUAUUUCCUACAUUGAUUUCAGACGAACAGGUCGGGUUUGUUCCUGGAAGACAUGUGGGUGACAAUACUAGGCAUUUCAUUAAUCUUGUCGAUUAGGGAUCAAACUGACUAAAUCCCUGCACCAACUUCCACAUGAAAACCAUGUCCCGAUCACACAUAAGAUUAGAUCUAAAAUGACACAAUGGGAUGACAUGGAGGUGUCAUCCCAUGGCUGGGCCACAUUAGCUCGAUAAAAAUGAUGAUACUUCCACACAUUCUACACUUGUUUUGCACAACAUCCAUUACACUACCGAACAGAAUUAUUAAACAAAUUCAGUCUGCGAUAAACGUGCACAUUUGGAGGAGUAAACGCCCACGAAUAACGAGUUGUACACAAAGUCUCUACUACCCUGAGGGUGGCUUUGGUGUGCCAGAUAUCAAAGCCUAUUACAGGGCGUCCUUACUGGCUCAGUGUGUGCAUCUUCUCACUAAACCCAAUGAGUAGGUGGGGCCACCUUGGCUGCCCAUUGAGAAUGCUUGUUUACACCCGAGCAAUAUAAUAAACAUGAUAUGGGUGAAGGUGCCAUUACCUUUAAAUGGUAGACCCUCAUUAGCAUGCUCAAAAAUCUACUACAUGCUUGGUGGAUCUGGUCACAGAAAAUGCUAGAUCCCUACUCCCUGCUCAGGUUGGCUCUCCUGGCUACUCUGACAGCAGUCUCUCCUGAUCUCCCCUUGGAGUCUUGGGUCAUUAGAGGCAUCGGCACAGGAGGGCGGAGCGAGAUGAUGUAGCGUGACGUGCUGUGUCCUCGUAGAAUGUGACUGAGGGAGCAAUCGAGGGAGCUGAGAAAACGACCCAACUUACCUGGUGUGCCACUCGGGGUACAGCAAAACGGAGAUGCAGGGGAAUGUAAGGAGCUUUCCUAAUUCCGGAUAAAGCCACAGCCAGCCAUAUAACACGAGGGAGCCAACCCGUGCAAACAUAUUCAAAGUGAAUGUAAAACAAGGCCAACAGGAGAAAACAGCAAGUGGGAGCACACCUCCAUAAGCUACGUUCCAAUUGCUACCAAUUUUCUGUCUUUUUCACUCUAUGUAUACUCUGCAGUGGCUGGUAAAAACAUUGAGAUUUCUGACAAUAAGUGAACCCCUAAGAAGAGGGGAAAUAGAGACAUGAUAGAGAGCUGCAUACAGGGGGGAAUAUCAGAUUUAAAGACUGUUUAAACCCAGUUAAUCCAAGUGAAUUUCUGCCCAUAGUAUGGGACAGAUUACUAAAAAGGCACGCCAGUGAGCCAGUGGAGUUGCCCAGAGGCUUUUGUUACUUCUAGUGCCUUCUCUUUUAUUUAUUGUCUAUAUCUUUCUCUUUGCUCAUACACCACUUUCCGCCUAUCCCCUAUUUCUGUUACUUAGCGCGAUUUGUUAACGCAAUAAAAUAAGAAACAGAAUAGGAAGGAAAGAGAGGAAAAAAGGAAAGAGAGUGAAAGAGAAGAGAAGGGAAAAAAUAUGAAAAAUAAUAAAACAUAAUUGCGUACCAGGAGAGAAAGGUGAAGGUGGGAGUGAAGGUGAGGAUGAGAAGUAGAGAAGAAGUUGAGGAGCAAGAAACGCGAGAUAGAAAAGGGUACUACACUAAAAGCAAAGAUAGCACUAACCUAAAGAGCAUAUAACUUCCAGAAGAAAGAGUUAAACUAAAAUAUAAAAGAAAGGGUGAAAGGGAGAGCAUCUAAUGGAGAAAGGAAGUGAGUUUCACAAGAACGGUGCAGCCCUCGAGAAGUCUUAUAGGGAGCAUAAGAGGUGGGAGUACGGACAGAAGAUAGACGUAAGUCUUCAGCAGAGCGUAAGGGCCUAGACGGGACACACUUGUGUAUAAGGGAGGAUAGAUAGGUGGGAGUAGCAUUAUGUAGAGAUUUGAAAGGAAGAACCAGAAUUUUAAAUUGAGCCCUAUAUCUUAAAGGAAGCCAAUGUAGGGGCUGACAGAAGGGUGAGGCAUGGAAGAUGUGGGUGGACAGGAAGAGGAGCCUCGCCGCCACAUUCGUUAUGGACUGUAACGGCGCAAACUGGAACUACGUAAGACCACUGAGACGCGGAUUACAGUAGUCAAGGCGAGAAAGGACAGUGGAAUGGACCAAAACCUCAGUCGUAUCUGGCAUUAAGGGUUGGAUGCGCAAAAUGUUUUUGAGAUGGAAACGCAGGGUUUGGCGAUAAACUGAACAUGAGGCAUGAAGGAGAGGUCGGAGUCAAAGAGAACACCUAGGCAGCGAGCUGAUGGUAGGGAGACAGACACAGGAGUAGCAACACUUGAGGGAGGAAAGACUAGAAUUUCAGUUUUGGUCAAGUUCAGUUUCAGGAAGUGGGUAGCCAUUCAGUUAGAAAUAGCAGAGAGGCAGUCAGAGACACUAGUCAAGAGGGACAGUUGAGAGAUCAGGAGAGGACAGAUAGAUUUGCGUGUCAUCCGCAUACAAAUUAUAUUGGAAGCCAAAGGAGCUAAUGAAUUUACCAAGGGAGGCAGAAUAGAUGGAGAACAGUAGGGGGCCAAAAAUCCUACCUGACCAAUUAAAGCUGAUAAACAAACCUAUAACAGAAAUAGAGGUCAACUAAUGAAAGACCUAAAAGGGGAACUUACCACCAUUUUUAACUAUAUAAUGAAAACCGAAAGCAAGCCUGGAGAGCUGCUGAGAGCGAAUAUUGUGCCUAUCCCAAAAGCAGAUAAAGAUUUAGAACUGAUUGGCAACUGUAGACCUAUAUUAUUAUUAAAUACAGAUAUAAAAAUAUUAUCUACUAUCCUUGCUGAUCGAUCAAAAAUAGUCAUACCACAACUAAUUAAUAAUGACCAAGUAGGAUUCACACCAGGGAGGUUUUCAAUCAACAAUCUUAGAAAAAUAAUAAACAUAUUAGAAGAAACAGAGAAUAAUGGAACCCCUCUAAUGUUACUGUCAAUAGACGCAGUGAAAGCAUUUGACAGGGUUGGAUGGGUUUUCAUGUUUGCCACUUUAAAACAAUUUGGAAUCACUGGAUCAAUAUUACAAGCUAUGUCUGCUCUCUACAGCUCUCCAUCAGCUAAAGUAACAGGGUCAGGAUUCGCAUCACAAAACUUCAGUGUUAAAAAUGGGACUAGACAAGGGUGCCCUCUCUCCCCUUUACUGUACAUAAUGGUGUACAGUUCCCCUUGCGAUUCUAAUAAGACAAAAUAAAAAAAUUAAAGGAUUUACGAACUCCUUAGGAUAAAGCAAAUUAAAUAUUUACACAGAUGACAUCUUACUAACUUUGGAAGAACCAAAAACCUCAGUCCCAGAGCUUCUGAAGGAGAUAAAUAAAUACUCCAAAGUGUCAGGAUAUAAAAUGAAUAUAGAGAAAUCAAUAUUUAUAGCUAAAAAUCUGAACAAAAGGUUAAUUAAUUUUCUUGUACAAAACCUCAGGCUCUCAAAAAACAAGGACAGGCUAAAAUAUCUAGGUAUAACAUUAACCUCAGAUUUAAAAGACCUAGUAGAAGCCAACUUUUUACCCUUACUAACCCAAACGAACAAAAAAAUUAAGGGACUGGAGAGGUAUGGGAUUUUCCCGGUCGGGAAGGAUCAAUAUCCUAAAAGCAUAUAUUUUACCAAAAUGGCUGUACCUAUGGAGAAUGAUCGCACUUAAUUUCCCAGAAAACUUGUUAUCUUUACUACACUCAUCCUUUUUUAAAUUUGUAUAGGGCGGCAAGAAAGUUGAGUUAAAAUGAAAGUUUUGGCUAGAUCAAGGCAGGAUGGCGGCUUGGGGUGCACGGAAGUUUUACAAUGCUAUCAAGCUAGCAGAGUUUUCCAGAUAUUGCUUACUCAAAAUAUUGCUGCAAUCCAAGAAACAAUAUCACAAGUCAUAUGGCAAGCAAGAAUGGAAAGGGGUAUCCUGGUGAACUUGGGAAAUACAUAUACCCAGAUAGAAGACUGGGAUACAUGGAUAUGUAAAAUGGAAAUGAUAACCUAAUAAAUACCAUCAUGAUUAAUUUCCCCCUAUCUGAUUCAUGCAAUAAUUUAAUCAGACAUAUCUAAGGUCCAGACUAAAUGAGUUAACAUAGAAACAGAAACAUAGAAUGUGACGGCAGAUAAGAACCAUUCGGCCCAUCUAGUCUGCCCAAUUUUCUAAAAACUUUCAUUAGUCCCUAGCCUUAUCUUAUAGUUCGGAUAGCCUUAUGCCUAUCCCAUGCAUGCUUAAACUCCUUUACUGUGUUAACCUCUACCACUUCAGCUGGAAGGCUAUUCCAUGCAUCCACUACCCUCUCAGUAAAGUAAUACUUCCUGAUAUUAUUUUUAAACCUUUGUCCCUCUAAUUUAAGACUAUGUCCUCUUGUUGUGGUAGUUUUUCUUCUUUUAAAUAUAGUCUCCUCCUUUACUGUGUUGAUUCCCUUUAUAUAUUUAAAUGUUUCUAUCAUAUCCCCCCUGUCUCGUCUUUCCUCCAAGCUAUACAUGUUAAGAUCCUUUAACCUUUCCUGGUAAGUUUUAUCCCGCAAUCCAUGAACCAGUUUAGUAGCCCUUCUCUGAACCCUCUCUAAGGUAUCAAUAUCCUUCUGAAGAUACGGUCUCCAGUACUGUGUACAAUACUCCAAGUGAGGUCUCACCAGUGUUCUGUAUAAUGGCAUGAGCACUUCCCUCUUUCUACUGCUAAUAGUUGAGGCCAGAAAAGAGGAGGGAGGAAAAGAAAAGAAGAUAAAGAUCCCUUAAACGGGCAGAACAAAACAGAAUAAGAAAAUAAGAAAAAUACACUGGGCAAAAUACUUUGCAAAUGUGUAAGGCAAACAUGCCAACCCCGCCACACCUGCCCACACUUAAUCUAAACAAAUAAUGACUAAGAGGAAACUUAAGCCUCUCUCCCUGCGCUAUAAUGUGCUAUUAUUUGAAAGGACCCUGGACAAAUUGCCAUACAUGAUACAAUGGGAGCAAGACAUGGAGAGGGAGUUGGCAUUGUCCCAGUGGCAAGCUGCUCUCGUGCAAACCAAAAAAUCCUCUAGCAGUCUCUCUCUAUGGGAGGCUUACUUCAAAAUAACCAUGAGAUGGUACUUGGUGCCUCACAGGUUGUCACAUAUCUACAGUACAGCCUCCCCACAAUGCUGGAGGUGCGAGGCUGCUGAGGGGACAAUGUAUCAUAUGUUUUGGGAAUGCACAGCUUUAGUACAAUUCUGGAAACUAAUCCAGACAAAUAUCCAUGUAUUACGACCCUUACUAUCUCUCUACAGCCUGAGCGCUACAUACUCCACAUUAUACCAGAUCUGGAAACCAGCCCCCACUGCGCAGUAUUCCUCAAUUUUUGAUGGUGGCGAAGGUAAGGCUGGCGUUCCACUGCAUAAGCAAAGAGGUUCCUUCUAUGGCAGAGAUUACCAGCCGAACAGACAACAUAUGCUCAUACGAACAGAUGGCCUUUCAAAUAAGGCACAGUAUGGCUGACAAGAACAUAAGCCACGCUGUCAUUGGGCCGGCCGAGCGUGAUCCCGGGGAACUCUACCUUCUAGGUGUAGCGGGGUAUCGGGUAUAGAUUACACGACUAACUGAACGCCCAACUGGAGCAAACCCUUUUCCUUAUACCUGUUCAUAAAAUGCUGGUUUAAAUGACUGUAUGUUAGCUACCCUACCCUAUGCUCCCUUUUCUUUUUUGUAUCCCUGUUAAACAAAAAAAACGACAGCAGCGACACAGAUGUACUGACUAUUAUAGCAUUGUGAAUGCGUUACUAAGAAUGCUAUUAUAAUGUGAAAUAACUUGACCCGAUUGGUGGAAAGUAUCACAAAUGCAAUGAUUAACUACAACUGUAAUCAUGAUGUAUUAACAUGCAAUCUGCUUCCUGCCAAUUAUGUGUCAAUGCUGUUCGUCUCAAUAAAAAAUUACAUAUGAAAAAAAAAAAAGAAAAAGGUGAAGGUUCUGGAGUGACCAUCACAGUCUCCUGACCUUAAUAUCAUCGAGCCACUCUGGGGAGAUCUCAAACAUGCGGUUUAUGCAAUACGACCAAAGACUUUGCAUGACCUGGAGGCAUUUUGCCAAGAUGAACGGGCAGCUAUACCACCUGCAAGAAUUAGGGACCUCACCUGGUAAAAUAUUUUAUAAAUAAAAAAUAAAUUACAAAAUACAGCACGCUGUCAUUGAUGCUAAAGGGGGAAAUACACAGUAAUAAGAACUAAGGGUAUGAAGACUUUUGAACACGAGUCAUUUCAUUUUUUUCUUUGUUGCCAUGUAUUAUAUUAUGACUGUGCCAUUCUGUUAUAACCUACAGCUGAAUAUGAAUCCCAUAAGAAAUAAAAGAAAUGUGUUUUGCCUGCUCACUUAUGUUUUCUUUAAAAAUGGUCCAUAUAUUACCAAUUCUCCAAGGGUAUGCAAACUUAUGAGCACAACUGUAGGUGAGUUUACAAUCUAUGAGAAAGGGGGGAAAAUGCACAAGAGAAAUAAUAGCAUGUCAGAGGCUUUAGGGAUUGAUAGAUAAGAUGCCAAGGUGAAAUAAGCUGGUAAACAUGGAAUGUGGAACAGUGGCAGGAGAGAGAGUGAGCCGGGCUAUGGCAGCGAGGAAAGUGACGAGGGCAGUGAAAAUAUAGACACGUCAUCCAGGAAGAUGGUAGGGUUUCCUAAAGAGCUGCGUUUUCCAUGACUUCUUAAAGGACUGGAGGCUGGGGAGAGUCUGAUGGCAUGGGCAGCAAAUUCCAAAGGUUCGGGGCAGCCAUUGAGAAAUUCUGCAGGUGAAAGUUGGCAAUGCGGGGAUGAGCGGUUGUCGGGAGAAGGUCGUUGGCAUAGCGAAGGGACUGAGAAAGGGGUAUUGUUAAGUAAAGAGUAAAUUCAGUGAGGAGUGGAAUUAGUGAGGGCUGAUAUAAUAACUAGGUAAAACCAUCCAUCAAGUGGCCGUUACUUACAUUGUGGGCAAAGCCUGCAGUGUUCUUUAAUGUGUUGUUACUGUAUGUUGAACUCAUAUUCUAGGUGUCAAAUCAAAUGAUAUUCAUUUGAUUCAAGUAUUAGAAAUUUUGUAAAAUCUUUUCAAAGAAAUGUUUGCAAUCUCCUACGUUUUGUGUUUCUAUAUUUAAUACUAAUAUUUAUUCUUCUAUUAUGUGCAUUGAUCUACUAAUAUUAACUACAUAAUUCUGCUGUUUAAUAAUUACAUAUUAUAUAUGAUGAUGUAAUAUACAGAGAGAGGUGUGAUUAGUUGUGUUACAUGGAAUGUUGCACUCUCACAGCAAAGUAUUGGGUCUGCAGAUUAUUUGUGUUUGUAGUACUUAUUCCUGAACAUCCGGCUGUAACACAGAGACUCGGUAAGGUCAUUUUCUCAAGGUGACUGGACAUUAGAAACUCUUGAAGUGCUUAGUCCGCAGUCUGCUUCUUUAGCAGUGUGCUUUUAUAACAGACAGCUUUUCUCUCCUUCAGAAUAUUUGCUGAUGACAUUCCUGGCUCUCACAAACUCUUACCACGUACCACCAGAGAUUGAAAGGUACUCGCUCACCCCACCAUUAAUCCACUGGGAGAAAGGAGAACUAGAUUUUAUCUUCUGAUAUUUAUUUUUAUUUUUUUUUACUUGUAAUUUUCAUUUUUAUUCUGCAGUUGUAAUAUCACAUGUAACUAUGAGAUAUCCAGAAAAGGGUAUCAAAGAAAAUUAGUUUUAUUGUGGUGCCUGUUAGAUUAGCGCCCAAUGUGGAAUCUGAGGAUAGUUUUUUUAUUUUUUGAAGUCAGACUCUACUGGUUUAAUGUGACCUGCUGAAAAUAUUUUUAUAUCUUGCUUUUACCCUUAAUUACUUGGGCCGUUUAAAAAAAACAAAAAAACAAAAACUAGGUUCGGGAAAGGGGGGUAAAGCUUAAUUAGAAAUGACUUUAUUUAAAAAAACAGAACAAAACAGAAAUUAAAAAACAAACAAACAAAAACGUUAUUCUGUUCCUGGUUACUGCAAUCUGUUUACUAUCUGUAGAAAUAACAAUUAUAACAUUGUCUUAGCCUGCCCUCUAGUGGUAAUUUCUAAGUAUUGAUACUUUAAGUCAGCACUUACUUAAAAUGUGUUUUAUCCAUGAAUCACUAGCAGACAUGUAUGUACGUAGGACUGUAUGUAAAAUAUCGAAAUUUCACCAAAACUGUGUCUGAUUCCUGCUACGUUUGCCAGAUUUUCUAUUGUAUGAGCGAUAGAUAGCAGCUUUGCAGGAUGGGGGGCAGAACUGGAAAAUCAGGGAUACUUUAUAUAUAAAUGCAAACUAAUUUUUUUUUUUUUUUUUUAAGGUUAAAUAGAAACAGUGUUAUUUGCUAAAUACUGAAUUCUGUCUGGAUGGAAAUAUAAAUGAUCACUUACAUGUUUUUUGCAAGUGUAUAACAAAAACUGUUUGUCCAACUCAUAGCAUUGGGUCAGAGCUAUUCAUCUAAGGAAAACACAUUUGCCUUUAGAGGUAUUCUUACUUCUGACUUCUUCCUUUUUUGACCAUAAAAAAGACCAAAUAAAAAAACAUCAAAAUAAAUACCGGUAGCUUGUAGACAAAAAAGGCCCAAAUUUACCCAGUUUCAUCAAAGCUGCUUGCCACCACAACAAAACUAACUAAAGUAUUACAUGGAAAAACUAUCCCUUAUUGCGGAGUGUAUGAUUGAGCAGGUAACACAGUAAGAAAGUACAGCUAAAAGUGAAAUACUUUGCUUCUGCUAAUAGCUUCCUUGCAAGGCUGGUGAGAUAACUGGGCAAAUGCCUCAUUAGUAGAAUCCAGGCCCGGACUGACUAUCAGGCAAACGUGAUGGCCACAGGCCAAGGCCAAGAUGGUAGAUCCUUUAACACACACACCCAUUGCACCCCUCACACACACUUAUAUUGCACCCCUCACACACACAGCAUCCUUAAAGGACCACUAUAGGCACCCAGACCACUUCAGCUUAAUGAAGGGGUCUGGGUGCCAGGUCCAGCUAGGGUUAACCCUUUUUUCUAUAAACAUAGCAGUUUCAGACAUAGCGGCUCCUGUAAAGUAAGAGUGGAGCCAAUGAACUUUACAAUAAGACUGACAAUAGUUCUGUUUUUUCUCUACUCUGUAAAACCUCUGUAACAAAGGGGAAGGUAAGAGGGGCUUAAUGGGUUAAAUAUUGUUUUGCGUUACUGCACAGCACAACAUACAUGAUAUGUAUUUAUAGGAUUAGGAGGGGUUAUGUGUCUGGAUGGACUAAUGAGUUGGAGAGUUGGUUUAAUGUUUCUGUUCUCUCUGUAGGUUAGCAUGUAGAAGAUGUGUGGUGGUUGGAAGUGGAUACCGUCUGAGAAACAGUUCACUGGGUGAAGUCAUCAACAAGUAUGACAUAGUAAUCAGGUAAACACGGGAUCUCUAAUACUGUGGCAAACCUAGCCACUUGUAGGAUGCUGGACUAUCUGUAUAAAAAGGUUGUCUGUAAUAACCGCUGUAAUAUAUGUGUAACCUUGGUUGAUACUGUUAUGUGCAUAGAAUUCGUAUGCUAGCAGCUGAAAGCCGCUAGCAUUCAUGUGUUUCGUUUCACGAGCAGCGACUUUACUGGCUGUUCGUGAACCGAAUGAGCUACCCCCUAAUAGCCCACACAUAGAGCGUCAAAUUUUCCCCAUAGGAAAGCAUUGAAUUAUGCUUUCCUAUGGGGAGGUCUAAUGCGCGCGUGCGGCCAUUGCCGCACAUGCGACUUAGGUCUCACCCGCCGGCUGAUGUCGGCGGGGGAGAAGGGUGGGUGGAGCCUGACCCAGCACUGAGGGACAUUUGCGCUGGAUUAAGUAGCUGAAGGGGUUUUAACUACAGGAUUCUCUAGUGUCAGGGAAACAGGUUUGUUUUCCUGGCACUGAAGAGUCCCUUUAAUACAUCAUAAUAAAUGUUAUUAUGAUUUUGCACAAAGCAUGGGGCUGACAGGUGUACAAUGUGGGGGGGCAUGUCUAUUGCUCUGUUGUAUACAAAAUAUAGCAAACACCUAUAACAUAUAAACCUGGCAUUUUAAUAAUCGCAGUUCGAUGCUAUGUUUAACAGAUUUGUCUCCAUGAUGUUUGUUUUCUGCAAGGCACAGAUUUUAUGGAUGCAAUUCGAAAAGUGAUUACAUACAAAUCUGUCUUCAUCAAAUGACAUAACCCAUCCCGAACCCCAUCGUAUCAAAACCGUUAUUGAAUGCAAGUAAAAAUUCCGCCUUAGGAAUACAGAACACAUUAAAGGAAAUGGUGCCGUAAACCUUAUUUUAUAGCCGUAUAAAGUAGCAUCAGGGAGACGGUAAUCAGAGCGACUCUCGUUUGGCUCCUGUUAAGUCUUGAUAUUGAAUUUGCAGAGUUGCCAAGACUUGUAGAUGACAAACCCUCGGUGUAACUAUAACUGUUACAGUAACUCGCUAACAGUCGCUAAACAACUUCGUGUCUUAUUACAGUUUACUAAAUGGCUCACAUAGUGCUGAGAGGUGGGCGUUUCAUCAGCCAUUUAAAGAUUGCCGAAUAUUAAAAAACUCUUAAUUUCUAAAGAGUUGGCGAGAAUACACGUGUUAUAUUUGAUGAUUCGCAGUGAUAAGGUUUUUUUUAAUGGUUCCAUUAUUGUGAAUGUUUAUAUUUUAGUUUAUGCUCAAUGCAGUGCACACACAAAUACAAAGGUUCAUGACAAACGUGAAAUCCUAUUAGGCCGGAUUUUCACUUCACUCGGCUGAUGUUUCGUGAAAUGUGGCAACUGAUUUUCCUUUCUUCCUUCACAUGAAAUGUCCUAGUUAAAGUCUAGGCUCUAGCUUUGUAAACCAGGUACAACCUUUGAUCCCCAACGUAUAAUUGUUUGGGAUAUAAAUCUUAGAAUUUAUUUAACGUUCUUUCCCGAAUCCCACCCAUAACCCCCCAAAAACAAUGUUUUUUUAACUUAAAAUGCCCUAUUGACUGUUACGCCCCGUAAUACCAUGGAAGCCGGGUAAAGCUCUCAGCGCUGAUCGCCAUGCCUCUGUCUGACAGAAUCUGUGCCCUCACAUCAUCCAAUCACAGACUUUUCAUGUGAUUGGAUCAUUUCACUGGCUCAGAGCACAUGCGUGUUCUGUAAUACAAAAGCAAAUAGAAGCACACAAAAUUAAGCCAUGUGCUCAAACUACCACUAGUCCUGUCUGGCAGCAAGGGCUACAGUACAUAUCUGCCCAAAUACAUAGAACAAAAAAAAAAGGUUCCCUGCCCACUAUCCCAAAUCACUACGCAUAUUUACUUUACAGGCGGUUUUUAGUAUCACUCCAACAGCCAUUUAAAUGUAAGCUCACCUGCCAAGUCUUAGGUAUCAAGUAUUGACAGAGACAAGAGGUAAAGAUAGCAAACUCACAAUCUAAGAUGAAGUGAAAGAAGGACACAAGAGGAUGAAUGAUGUGACGCUGUGUUAAGUUCAUCGUGUGAGAUUAUGAGUGGUUUGAGGAGACUAGAGGUAAGGAGAGGUUUGAGUGGGCUGUGACAGCAUGAGUUAUGUGUGCGGGUUGGAAGGACUGUGAUGAUGAGAAACGUUACCCAGGAAGAUGGCAGGCUUUUCCUAGAGGAGCUUUUUAGUGAUUUCUUAAAGGACUGCAGGCCAGCAUUAAGUCUAAUAGAACAGGGGAGGUGCAGCCUUUGAGAAGUUCUGUAGACAAAAAUUAGCUAGAUAACACUGUCAUUUUCCAUGUACCGGCUAACUCUUGUAUACUUAGCUCUUUGCAAUAUUUUGCCAGUGAAUAGGUUACCCAGUUCUGAUCGCUGGAUUUCUUUCUGCAGGUUGAACAACGCGCCUGUUCAUAAAUACGAGAAGGAUGUCGGCAAUAAAACUACAAUGCGAUUCUUCUACCCUGAAUCUGCUCAUUUCAACCAACAUUUAGACAAUAACCCAGAUACACUUAUGGUGCUGGUACCAUAUAAACCCAUGGACAUUGUGUGGAUGAAAAUUAUAUUAAACGACGAGAAACGGGUAUGUGGAUCUGGGGACAUCAGGUAGUGCUAAUAUUUUAUAAUAUAAUAUAAAACAUUUUAUGUUGCUAUAUCCGCAAAGGCUUUCAAGCAAUCAGUUUAUUUUCUUUGUGUCAUGUGACUACUGGUUCCAAUUAAUGUGGCCUGGUGAAAAAUUGAACUGACCGAUAUUGCAUGUAAAGAAAUAAUUUUUCUUAUACAAAAUGUGUUCCAAAGGAGAGGAACCGGAGUAGUUGGAUGGCCCUUUAUAAAGCAUAUAAAUUUAAAGUGAAAAUCACAAAAUAACAAAUUAGAUUAAUCUGAAUUCUUAAUCAAAUUACGAUAAAAAUUAUCUAAAAGACAGUACCAUCACAUAACCUAUGACAAUAUAUUUGGAAAAUUCCUUUAUUAAGUGCUAGGAUAAAUGCCAAAUGGUGUGUCUACUAAAUAUAUCAAGAAAAGGUUAUAAAAAUAGAUUACAAAAUAGAACAGAAUGUACCUCAGUGAACAACCUUGUAGAUAUUUACAAUUGAGAAACAAAGAAACUGUUUAAAUAGAUGUAUCGAGGUAACAUCCCCUACCAACUAAGUAGCAAUAAAAUAGCUGUUUAGGAGUGAGCUGUAGAAUGAAAUAGAGAUUUUGUACGUAGGACGGUAGUAUAGGUAUAGGAAGUCUUAAUCAGAUCAUGCAUACAGCAAGUAUCAAACAAUAAACUAUACAGACACCCAAAAUACACUACUUCCACAGAUGUGCCCAGAUUUUUUGUCCUACUUGUGAGUCCUUACUGAUAGCUAAAACUUACUAAAAUCUUUAUAUCUAGAGGAUCCCUAGCUGGCUAGUUAAGUCUGCCGAGGGAAAAUACACUACUAGAUAACUAACAGCCACUCCAACCUAACCACUACCUGAACCUGAACCUUAACAUGAUUAGAUAUAAUAAUAAAAGAAGCCUAAAUGCUCCAUAGAAGUGAAGUCCAAAAUAGAACACCAGAAAACUAAGUGAGAAUAAGCGAAAAAAUGCCCGACGCGCGUUUCGGCACCACUAUAUUGCGCCUUCGUCCGGGGUUAAUGAGGGUUAAUUUUGUGGUUGUAUGUAUGUAGUUUAUUCUGUUAAACGGUUGCUCACUGGGCUGUGAGAUGCCCUACUGAAACAGGGCAGAAAUGUUUACAUGUUCUAGUUCUGCAUUAAUUAACUUUAAACUGAAAUACAGUAGGUAUGUGGCAUGCAGUUGUGCUGGCUAUGUCCUGCGCUUCUUGUUGGGUUGAGCCUGAAGUUUGAGAUGUUUUAAAAUAUAUUGUGGAUGCCGAGCAUUAAAGGAGCACUAUAGGGUCAGGAACACAAACAUGUAUUCCUGACCCUAUGGGGUUAAAACCACCAUCUAGCCACCCUGUCUCCCUCAUGCCUCCCUAAAAAUAGUAAAAUCUUACUGUAUUCAAGCCUGAAGCUGUAACUCUGCAUGCUGUUCCCUCAGAAAAACAAGCUGUCUGUUGACAUCAUCAGAAGUGGUAGCCUGAUCCAAUCACAAUGCUUCCCCAUAGGAUUGGUUGAGACUGACAAAGAGGCAGAUCAGGGGCAGAGCCAGCAUGAUUCAAACACAGCCCUGGCCAAUCAGCAUCUCCUCAUAGAGAUUAAUUUAAUCAAUGAAGCUCUAUGAGGAAAGUUCAGUGUCUGCAUGCAGAGGGUGGAGACACUGAAUCUUUGGAUGCAUUUUAGGCAGCCAUGACCCAGGAAGCAUCUUUAGCAGCUAUCAGAGGAGUGGCCAGUGAAGUUAAGGUAAUGAUUCUACUCACCAGAACAAAUUCAAUAAGCUGUAGUUGUUCUGGUUACUAUAGUGUCCCUUUAAAGCAAAGCUCUAAGUUUUUUUUUUUUUUAAUUUCUGCUGUUGAAGGGAAACUAUCAUGAAACCCUUCAACAGCAGAAAUAUAAAGGCUUCUCGACAGUUGUGAUUUUCGGUCUUGUCCCGCCAUCACAAUUUUGUAUCCCUGGUAUCUCACAUCCAGGGACACAGUUGAAGCACAUCAUCAUCAGAUGUUCUUGACCUUUGAAUGAGCACUAUGACAAUGCAGAGUGUCCUCUCUGCAGGCUCUUUAGGUUGGAGAUAGGCUAGACAGGCUGCUUCAGGAGACAAGGCCUUCUCUUUUUUGGACUUUGCUCACCCAUUAUCGCCAGUGAUGCUGGUUGUAUCUCUGGUGACUCACACCCUCGGCGUCUGACCCCCAUUCCAAUCUCAUACCUCCCAAUUAAGGCAUAUUAACAUGUUUAAUGCCUUCACUCUACAUAAAGUUAAUCCGUUUACCCUUUCAUUGCAGGGAAUUAUUGCACCAAUGAAAUAACUACAUCAUCAUCCAUGCAGUAACGGACUCUAACACACAAUCUGCUGUUAAAAUAACGGACAGAUCAUAUAUAAUAAUAUGACAUAUGUAAAGGCUUGGCCUGCAGUUGUGGGAGGGGCAUGGUACCUAUUUAAACACCCCUACUCACCUUCCUCCGUCCCGUACGUUUUUUAGCGACUCGCAUGUCGCUAUUUCCGGCCGUCAUUAUCUCCCCCUUACCUGGUCCUCGUGGCUCCAUUGCCUGGCCUGCUGUUUCCCGGCUGCUCGUUUGUCUGCAGUCCUCCUGAGGCUCGGCUCCCUCUCUUGCCAUCCGGUGUGAUUCUAGUGGCCUCCGCGGGCAUCCUGCUUCCUGUGGUCUUGUGGGCAGGUAGAGAUGGAUUGCAGGUGUGCAUGUAUUGGUCGUUUGGAUCGUCCUCUUCGUGGGCUGGCACCGUUGCGGUAGCAUGGCUGUGGGUGUUUGGGCUGGCUGUCCGGAGGAAUUGUGUCUCGCCCUCCGCGUCGCUCCCAUCGGCCAUGACUCUGGGGGGAGGGUUCGGCUCUGCUGCAGCGCUGCUCGCCUCCGCGGUUGACUCGGCUGCGCAUUCUCUUUCCAGCAUUCCUGGCUGUCGGCCCCCCUUGCUGCCCGUGGCGCUGUCGCACGUGCACUUAUGCACUCGCUGGCGGUCGUACAUCCAUGUGGCCACAGUUAUGUUGGGUGCAGUUUCGGGAGGAAGGUAGGAACCAUUAUAAUAGGUCAACUGCUCAGGUACUGUUAUAUUUCUUCUUAAAUUUAUUUUUUACAAGGUGAAUCUCAGCAGACCCAUUUCCUGCUUGUCCAUGGUUCCUGGGUUACACAAUGCCCUAGAACACCUCCCAGGAACAUUUAGCUGGAUAUUCAUUACAUGUUUUAUCUUUGUGCUAUUAUAUACUGGGUGCAGUGUUUUACCUAGAACCUCCAGAGGUGCAGUUCUAGUCUGCUUCUAGAUGGCAACUCUCAAAUGCUAUUUAAGUGCUACUUUAAUUUCGCUACAGUUCACGGUUUAGUGAAUAAUCCCCUUGGCCCCUUGGUGUCUCCACUGCCUUUUCCUUUUUAACACUGUAUGUGGAAGUGCAGUAUAAUCUGCCCCUGUAGUUAUUGUUAAUUAUAAAAUGCCAACUAAUUCUGGUGCACCUCCCUCCCCCCCCAUAUACAAUUUAAAAAAAUAAAUAAAAAUAAAAUAUAAAUAAAUAAAUUAAAUUAUAAUAAUAAUGGAAUUUUAUAACAUGACAGGAGGCUUCGUAUUUGCAUUAACUUUCUUUACUAACUCCAUAGCAGCAAAGAAAAAACUGUUAAAAGAAAGAACCAAUCAGAGUGUGUCAGAGAGUAUAUAAGUCCAAGCAAGACCAAUCAUUUCCUCUUUCUUUGCUGCUCCAUCAGAAGUCAGGUCAGAGUACUGAUUUCUUAACUGUAUGGUUAUGCAUGUUAGACUUUAUGCUAGAUUUUACUGUAUGUAAAGAUUUGUUGUAAUUAUACCCUUUUUCCUGGGGGUGGCAGGGGUUUCUACUACUGCUUUAAUCACCUGGAGCGACCCCUCAGAUCCACUCUGAGAUGGCAGCGUUCCCCUCUCCCCCCCUCCCCUCAGUGGCUACUUUCGCCACUUUCAGCACUGUUUCCCGCCCUGUUCGCACCGCCAUCUGAGUGAACGGAGCAGGCUUUCCAGCGACAUUUGUACACUUUGGCACGAACGGACGCGGCAUCCUGCGUUCAGCUGAUUAUGCCAGUUCACACUAAUAACAGCGCGAACAGUGUGACCGCACGGUUCGUGGCUUUUCUGCGUGAACGGACGGCUCACUGAAGCUUACCUUUCGUGUAGAUUGACAGGAUUCCUAUUCAUUCAGUUUCUUUUACAUACCUUGGCGUUCGGCAGUUUUGUUAAAACUCACGAACGGCGUUCGGGAGUUUUCCGCCAAACGCUUCACUGAACAUUGCGAUUCGGGACUUCCCGUUUUCGCUGGCUUUUCCCUGUCAGCCACCCAGGGUCUCUCGCGAGAACCGCGGCGGCCAUUUUGUGGGUGAAGUUUUACAGGAAUACAAAUCACAGCAAGCUAAGGCUCUCGUUUUGGAAGCAUUUCCAGCGAAAUAGCAGAGGUGAAGUCUGAGCUGGACCUAUACAGGUUGGUGUUACUACCCCUGGGGAGUGGGACUGCCGGUUAGGUAUACCCUAGUAGCCUAACAAGGAGUGAGGAACUUCCCUAAGUGCUGCCUAAUGGAACCUGUCCAAGCAGUUUCCGAUCUCCUGGGUGAGCCCCAGUGUGCAAGAGUCCGUUUUUUCACGCCACUGAGCGAGUCAUACUAAUACGGCCGACGGCCUAUUCAGGUCCCUCCCACACGGUCCCUCACCUCUUAUAUCUAUACCUGUGCCUGUAGAAUAGUGCCCAAACUAAAAUGGAGGACACAAUUAACACAAGUGACCUUCAAGCCAUGAUCAAUGCAGCAGUAGCUGCGUCUUUAGAAAAAGCUAUGGCGAAAGUGAUACCAGCGGUCACUGACACUAACAAACCGACUGGCAAACAGCGCCAAAAUAAGGAAGACUCGGAUGAGUUGGAGGACUCCGCUAAGGAGACAGAACGCCUGGCAAAACGCCACUGGAAGGGCGAAGGGUCCAAAAAGGCCGCCACCAAAGGCAAGGCGCCACUAAAGCGCAGUAAGCGCACCAUGACGACGGCUCCCACAUAUAGGGAGGAGAUAUCCUCGGAUGAGGAGAAAGAUAUGCCCCACUCCCUGUCCAUCUUGGAUGAGAGGCAGGCAGAAGCCUCAGAAUCUGACUACGGCGAUUGGGGCUCCAACGCCUAUGUUAAAGAGAUCUUCCUGGGUGAGCCCCAGGGUAAAGGAGAGGCGGAAUCCUCCGCCACAGCCACCACGCAGGAACAAGAGAUAUUCCUGGAUGCCACGGGGCAGAGAAUGUUUGACACCAGGAACAUUUGACACCCUCGCUCCGGGGAAUGGGCUCUGCCUGAGCAUCUACUCAGGUUCAUGCAUUUUUGGAUACGUAAACCACUUGAAAAACACAUAUGCAAGAGGAUGAGAGCGGAGUGUCCCAGACUUAACUGCCAGACAAGGUGGCCCUUACCCUGGAAUUCGAUCAGCUCAUGCUGACGUUCAUGGAGCAAGGGGGACGCGACCCGAGCAGAGGCAUCGAAAAGAGUUUUAAAGGGGCGCAGGACAAGCUCCUGGACACGAUGGGGCCAAUGGCCCGGGUGAUGUAUCUGGCGGACAAAGCCUACGCCAGAGCGGACUCGUUUACAGCGGACAUGGUGCGCGAAUGGGCGCAUGAUAUCCGAGAAUGGACCCAGAGGGGUUUCUGUUUUCUCGGUAAUACAAAAGUGCCUGCCGUUCGGGCUGAGUUCCGCACCAUGGUGCUUCACAAAAAUGUUGAAACCAGUGGUCACACACCUCAGGACCCACGGGAUCAGAUGCAUCAUUUACAUGGACGACAUUCUCUUAUUCUGCAGAACAAGAGAACUGGCAGUUCAACUGGCAGUAUUAGAAUCACAGGGCUUUGUCAUCAACAGGGCCAAAUCUGCAAUGAACCCCGUACAGAAAAUCCAAUUCCUGGGCUUCGAGAUAGACUCCAGGUCUUGCACACUCCACCUCCCAUCUACCAAAGUGACGGCCAUCAAGAAGGAGAUCCGCAGAGUACUCAAACUGGACUCCAUCCCACUCCGCCAACUGGCAUGGAUCGUCGGCCUACUCAGGGCCGGUGCAAGGAUUUUUGACGCCCUAGGCAAAAGUAAAGUUUGCCGCCCCCACCCGUGACAUCACAAUGCCCCACCCAUAUGACCUGCCAUGUUAACUAACGCUAGUGCUGCAGUGCCGCUGUGUUUACAUUAAAAGGCCUGCAGGGACAGGCUAUAGACACCAGGACCACUACAUUAAGCUGCAGUGGUUCUGGGGACUAUAGUGUUUCUUUAAUGUGAGGUAAAUUAGAGAUUAGUGCCACGAAUAAUAUACUAGAUUACCUACUUACAAGCAGAUGAGGAUGAUGAUGGGCUCUAGCUGCAGUCUGGCUCCACUGGUCUGGUGUAUAACAGGAUCUCUGGAGGCUGUUUGUAACUGUGGUCACAAAAAUCAAUGUUCUGGGAGAACGAGAAGCAGCUCCAUUUUUUGGGGGCCCUUUACACAGCUCAAGGUCUGGGUCCCAGGGUCCACCUUCAUGUUCCACCAAUGAGUUUGUUCACAGGGGGUGGAGUGUGUAGGGGAUGUCCUGAUUUGUGUGUAAGGAAUGCAUUGUGUGAAUCUGUGUUUGUAUGUGUAAGGGCUGCAAGGUGUGUUUCUGUGUAUGUAAGGGAUGAAGUGUGUGAGUCUGUAAGGGGUGCUUUGAGUGUGUUUAAGGGGUGCAUUGAGUGUGUGUAAGGAAUGCAUUGUGUGUUUCUGUGUGUGUAAGGGAUGCAUUGUGUGUAAGGGUUGCAUUGCGUGUGUGUGUGUGUGUGUAAUGCAUUGUGUGUUUUUCUGUGUGCAAGGGGUUCAUUGUCUUUGUGUGUAAGGGGUGCAUUGUGUGUGAUUGUGUGUGUGUGUGUGAUGGAUGUCAAUCUCUCCCCCCUCCCUUGUCACUCUCUUCUCCCCCCCUCCCUUGUUACUCUCAUUCCCCCUCCCUCCCCUGUCACUCCCCCCUCCCUGUCAAUUUCUCUCUCCCCGUCAAUUCCCCUCCCUGUCAAUGUCUCCCCCCUCCCUGUUAGUUCCCCCCUGUUAGUUUCUUCCCCCCACCUCCCUGUUAGUUUCUUUCUCCCCCCUCCCGUCAGUUUAUUUCUUCCCCCCUCCCCUCCCUGUUUCUUUCUUCCCCCUCCCUGUUUCUUUCUUCCCCCUCCUUCCCUGUUUCCUUCUCCCCCCUCCCUCCCUACCUGUUUCCUUCUCCCCCCUCCCUCCCUACCUGUUUCCUUCUUCCCCCUCCCUCCCUCUUUCUUCCCCCUCCCUCCCUGUUUCCUUCUCCCCCCUCCCUCCCUCUCUGUUUCUUUCUUCUCCCUCCCUGUUUCUUUCUCCCCCUCUCUCCCUCCCUGUUUCUUUCUCCCCCUCCCUCCCUCUGUUUCUUUCUUCUCCCCCCUCCCUCUCUGUUUCUUUCUUCUCCCCCCUCCCUCUUUUUUUCUUCUCCCCCUCCCUCUCUCUCUGUUUCUUUCUUCUCCCCUCCCUCCCUCUCUGUUUCUUUCUUCUCCCCCUCCCUCCCUCUCUGUUUCUUUCUUCUCCCCCCUCCCUCUCUGUUUCUUUCUUCUCCCCUCCCUCUCUGUGCCUUCUUCUCCCCCCCUCCUCCCUGUUUCCUUCUUCUCCCCCACUCCCUCCCUGUUUCCUUCUUCUCUCCCCCCUCCCUCCCUGUUUCCUUCUCCCCCCUCCUCUCUGUUUCUUUCUUCUCCCCCCCUCCCUCCCUGUUUCCCUUCUCCCCUCCUCUCUGUUUCCUUCUUCUCCCCCCCUCCCUCCUGUUUCCUUCUUCUCCCCCCUCCCCUCCCCUGUUUCCUUCUUCUCCCCCCUCCCUCUCUGUUUCCUUCUUCUCCCCCCUCCCUCUCUGUUUCUUUCUUCUCCCCUCCCCCCUACCUGUGUGGUAGUGUGGCCGAGCCUAGUAUAGUCCGCGGGUACAGGGAGCUGUUGUUUCCUGUACCCGGCCGGACUAACAGGAAGUGAACACUCAGUGUUCACUUCCUGUUAGUCCGGCCGGAUACAGGAGACAGCUGCUCUCUGUACCGGUCGGACCAUGCCAUAGAGGGCUCGGCCACGCUACAGAGAGGGAGCUGACAGGUGGGAGCGCUCAGCGCUUCCUCCUGUCAGCCCCUCUCCCCAUGCUGCGCCCGGGCGGUGCGGUCCGCCCUCAUGGACGCACCGCCCGGGCAAAGCUGCAGCCGCCUGAGGCUCUUUACAGAGCGCUCGGGCGGCUGCAGCAGAAACUUGGCGCUCUGGCCCCUCAAAAGCUGACUACCCCCUGAUCACGCCCUUGGUGGCGCCGACCUGGGCCCUGCUGUCCCCACAAGCCAUAUUUCCGGGUCCUCUGCAUUACCGUGCCAUGCAAUGGUUGAAAGCUUGCUUCCUGCGGAGGAACCCCAUGUACAACCAGCCAGUCCCUCUGACGGACGAAGUACGACAAGAACUCAAAUGGUGGCUCAACUGUAUACGAGCCUGGAAUGGUCGGGCCAUCUUAGGCAACCACCUGGAUUUCGUCCUGGAAUCAGACGGGAAUUGAUUGGGUUGGGGAGCCACGGAUGGAGAAGUGUCCACAGGAGGUACGUGGACAACCCAAGAACUCUUGAUGCAUAUCAACUGCCUAGAGUUACUAGCAGGGUCCUUUGCUAUACGCAGCCUGACGAAAGGACAGUCCAACUGUUGUAUACUACUACGGAUGGACAACGUAUCGGCAGUAUGAUACAUCAAUCACUUGAGAGGUACCCGAUCACAAACGCUGGUGAAUUUGACAAAGGAGAUUUUCGAUUACUGCCUCCCGCGCAACAUCACGUUGCGCGCAGAACAUCUACCAGGGGAGUCGAACCUUACAGCAGACUGGUACUCCCAACAUUGGAGAGACACCAACGACUGGCAAUUGAACCCACAGGUGUUCGCCUACCUAUACGAACAGAACGGCCCUUUCCUACUGGAUCUGUUUGCUUCAUGCAACAACCACCAGGUACCACAAUUUUACAGCUGGCUCCCAAAUCCGGAAUGCCUGGCGCUGGACGCUUUCACCCAACACUGGCCAACACAAGGGGCCUAUGCCUUUCCCCCAUUUGCUUGAUUGCGAGGGUUCUACACCACAUCCGGAGACAGUGGUAAGACUAACCCUCCUGACUCCUCUAUGGCUGAGCCAACCCUGGUUCCCAGACCUUCUCGAAUUGUCUUGCCAGAACCCGAUUCUAUUGCUGAACGACGACAAUCUACUUAGGGACCCAGCGGGGAAUCCACACCCGAUGCUGUUGGACGGCCGCCUAGCCUUGGUGGCCUGGAUUCUUUCAGGGGAGCAUGUUGUACCAACGACUUAUUGGAAACAACUAAGGACCUCCUAUGGGACUCUUGGGCCCCGGGAACGCGAAAGAGCUACCUAUCCGCAUGGCGAUCUUGGACCAGUUGGUGCAUGGGACGGGACCUGGAUCCCUUUACAGCCCCUGUUCCAAAUAUCAUGAAUUUUCUCUCAGUUAACUUCGAGGAAGGCAAAUCCUAUCGCACCAUCAAUGUGAUCAGAUCUGCUAUCUCGGCAGCCCAUGUACCGUCCCAAGGGAGAGCGGUCGGACAAGACCCUCUGAUAUGUCGACUACUACGGGGCAUCAAAUUGAGACGACCCCCAACACCUAAGUACCAACAUCUAUGGGAUGUAGACGUCGUCCUCCGUUUCCUGAGGGAAUGGCACCCUAACAAACUAUUGUCACUGAAACAACUGACAGCCAAGUUCACUUUCCUAUUGUGCAUGGCCUCAUUCCGGAGAGUGUCAGAUGUCCGAGCAUUUGACAAAGACGCUUUCUCCAUCGACCCGGAGGGAGUCCAUAUCUCACGAUGGACUAAAUCCGACUCGUCAUCAGUAUUCUACCCUUUCUUCAACUCAGACCCUCAACUUUGUAUGGUUAAGACUUUGCGGGCAUAUGUGGCGGCAACAGAAACCUUGCGCCCACCAACAGCACGGCAACUAUUGGUGUCAUAUGUUAACCCGCACGGCCCGGUUUCGACCACCACGCUGGCCAGAUGGGUCAAGUGGCUCCUCUCCCUAGCCGGGAUAGAAUCUGCCUUUGGAGCACACUCCGUGAGAGGGUCAGCGGCAUCAUCAGCUUUCAUGGCAGGCGCAUCAUUAUUAGACAUACUACAAAGGGCGGAUUGGUCCUGCGAAUCGACGUUUCGGACAUUCUAUUUUCGUUCGACGCGCAACGCUGCAUUCGCUCUUCUACCUAAGUGUUAAAAUUGCAAAUACGAAGCCUCCUGUCAUGUUAUAAAAUUGAAGACUAUGCUAGCGCAGUGUACUAAUAAUCUUAAUUUUAAUAAUGACAGGAGGCGAGUAUUUCCCCCCCCUUCAUCUUGACGUUCCCACUCGUAUGGAGGUAGGUUAAGGUUAAUGGAUGUAAGUUGUCUCCAGUAUUUGAGUGAAGUACAAAUACAUAUGUAUAGGGGAAGAGUAUUGUUAUCUCUUGCAACGUGAUUUGACUAAUAUAACAUCUUAGUACCAGUCGAGUAUAGUCAUUUAGGAGUUUAUGGAAAAAGGAGUUGGGGGCUGCGCUUAGCAAAGGAUAGGCAAAGAAGGUAAAAAUAAAUGAAGGUAAAAAACAAUAAGUUCAUCCACAUAUAAGAGAAGUAUAAGUUAAAACAAUCUCACUGAUGUGCAGUGAUAUAAUGUAAGUCCUCAAAUGUCACUCCGUCCUUAUGGUAGGUGGUCCAUAUAUGUGAAGACAAAAAUGAGAGAAGAAAGGCUUCCAAUGGUGAAAUAUUGUAUGUCCAAGGUGUAAUAUAUAUUCAAAGGAAAAGGUAUUUCACUCACAUUUGUUGGAGCUUUAUCCAGCUCUCGGAGAGAAGGCACUUAGUGGUUUGAUCCCCACUAUCGGAUAUACUGAACAGUUGGUCUGUCCGUCUGGUUUGAAGUUUCUUUAGUGUAGGCUAGGACCUACUCAGAUGUGCAAUAUUCGUUAUGCUGGGGAGAUAGGUCCGCCUUUCCGGUAUUGGAUGGUAGAUGUCCACGAGAUAUAUAAAACAGCAGAUAGUGCUCUCAGUAUGAACAACACAGUAAUAUGUAUAAAUCAGUUAUACUUACAAAAAUAGAGCAGACAGAUACUGCUCUAUUCCCACAGCGCUGGUGGAAUUAUCCCCACCUCAGGAUUUCUUUAGACGGGAUGCACUCCAGUGGUAGAUAAUAAAAUAAAAUAAUACAGUAAAAGUAUAAAAUAAAAUUAAAAAUAAAAAUAAAGUGAUGGAGUAAUUUAAAAUAAUUAUAUAUAGUAAAAAUAUGCCAGGAGUAAAAAAUAAAUAAAUAAAAGUGUAUAGAGUACAAUAAAAUAAGUAAAAAAUUGGUCCUAUAUUGAAAGGUAACCAAAAAAUAACUUUUAUUGACUAAAAUACACUUAUAAUAACCAUUUACGCGUUUCACCUUUAAGGUUUUUUCAAAAUGGUAAAAGAACAGUACACCUGGCAAAAGGUUGAAUAUAUAGGUUCACAAGGGUUUGAAAAUGGCGCCAAAAUUAGAUGCACCAAUCACAAUAAAGAUUAAAAUCAAUAUUUAAAAUACAUUUCAAAAUAACUUUUAAACAUGAUAAAUGCAUUAAUAUAAGCCUAGUUAGGCUUAAAAUAUAUACAUAUAAUAAAAACGAAGCUUUAGGACGAUAUAAUUUGUUGUUGGUUCCGAUCACGUGAUCGGGACGCUGCGCGCAUGCGCAGAUCGUUUUUUCGGCAAAACACUUCCUGGUGUGAACGGAGUGCCCGGUGGCCGGCUGGUAAUGCAAAGUAUGUUGGGAAAUGAAGUCCAGCCGGUCACUGGGCACCCCUACAUGCUGUUAUACACCAGGAGUGAUAUAAUUAUUAUAACAUAAGACCCCAAUAUGUUAUAACUACAUUUUUAAAUGUAACCUGCACAGACUUUGUAUUUAUAUAAAAGACUCAGAGCAUACACUAGAUACAGAACAUAAUAUAAAAUCAUAAUAAUGAUGUAAACAUGGUUUAAAAGUACUUUGCUAAAAAUAUAAUAAAAAAAUAAAUAAAAUAAAAAUAGCAUCAGAAUAAUUAAAAAUAUGUACAUUAAAAUUAGGGUAUGGCAUAAAUUAAGGUAAAACAUGAUGGUAAAAUAAGGUGGGUAUGAAAUAUAAUUAAAAGACUUUCUAUAAAAAAUCUCUGUUUUACCUAAAAUAUUUUUUAUAUCUCCUCCUCUACAAGGUAGAGAACAUUUUUUAAUUCCCAUAUAUUUUAACAUUUUGGGGUCUUUAUUGUGAAUUAAAAAAUGUUUGGAUAGAGAGUGAUUUAAAAAACCAUUCUUAAUAUUCCUACAAUGCUCACCUAAUCUUAUUUUUAAACAUCUAGUGGUCAUUCCGACGUAUUGGAAGCCACAUGGGUAUUCCAGUAAGUAAAUGACAUUCUUAGUGUUACAUGUAAUGAAUUCCUUUAUUUUAAAGGAGGUUUUGGUUUUAUUUGAAAUAAAUUGUAUUAUUUUAGGUGGCAUUGUAGGGUCGGCUGUUUUGCAUGCAAUACAAUUCUUACAUUUAUAAAAACCUGAAGAUUGGGGGAAAAAAGACACACUUGGUUUAGGUUUUUUAGUAAAAUUGGUAGUUAGAAUGGAUUUCACAUUGGGGGCCCCUCUAAAAAUUAUACUCGUUUUUUUUGGAAUGAUUUUGGAGAGUUUUUCAUCAUGUUCUAGGAUAUGCCAGUGUUUAUGAAUGGUCUUCCUUAUUUCUUUACUUUUAUUGUUAUAGUUAAAAAUGAUGGGGAGAGAUAUAGAGUCAUUUUUAAUUUUUGGUUUAUACUUUAAGAGCUCAUCUCUGUUUUUGUUUUUUAUCUCAUUUAUAUUUUCAAGUAAAUCUUUUUCUGGAUAGUUUCUCUCCAUAAAUUUGUUUUUAAGGGCAUUGGCUUGUUCUUCGAAAUUUCCUAGUUCUGUGCAAUUUCUGCGUAAUCUAAGGAAUUGGCUUUUCGGAGCACUGUCAAGCAGACGGGAACAAGAGAGAAAAAAUAGAAAGAUAAUGAGUCCCCCCAAAAACUUGAAUAGUGGGAUUUUUAAUCUCUCACAAAAAACUCUCACUAUAGCCCAACUGUCGGUUCUGAAUAAAGGUCUCAAAUUUGCUCCAACCAAUUCUUUUAAAUCCUUUGAAGCUUUUAUUGAUAUUAACAAGUUUGUCCGCAAAGCAACCCUGAAACGUUAUUUUAAUGAGAAAAUUGAAGAUAAUUCUAUUCUUAACAACCCUACUGACAAUAGUGCAAUUUUAUCCUCUACCUCUUCCCCAAAAAAACAAAUUAUCAAUACGCAUUUUAAAGAAAAAUCUAAAUUUUAUCCAGCUUUUAUGAAAACUGCCCCUUUAACUGUCUUUGAAAAAUUAGUCACACAUGACCUAAACAAAUUACAGACCAACAAAUAUGAUAAACAAAAUCUAACAAACAAAGAAAAACAAGCACUUAAAGAACUACAAGAUGAUAACGACAUUGUAAUAAAACCUGCCGAUAAAGGUGGCGGCCUGGUCAUCUUAUCGAGUGCCAUGUACAUUGAAGAAGCGCACAGACAACUAAAUGACCCAGAAGUUUACGAAAAACUCCUAUCAGAACCAACAAAAACUAUUCAGACCCUCUUUUUAACGUUUUUAAAUAAAGGAAUAUCUCAAGCUAUUUUAACUAAGCAAGAAUAUAACUUUUUAAAUAAAAAAUUUCCUAAAAUCCCAGUAAUAUACUUCCUGCCAAAGAUACAUAAAAAUGCUACUAACCCUCCAGGUAGACCGAUAGUGUCGGGGAUAGAUUCGCUCCUAUGCAACCUAUCCCAGUACAUAGACAAUCUCCUGCAGCCUGCUGUUAAAAAGAUGAAGUCUUAUCUCCAGGAUUCUAUGUCCCUUUUAAAUUUUUUAAAUGAUUUUAUAUGGGACUCUAAUUUUAUUCUGGUCACCUGUGACGUCCAAUCACUCUACACGAUUAUACCUCAUGAUAUUGGAUGCGAAGCCAUUAGAAAUAUUUUAAAAAAGGAAGAUAGAAUUCCGGAAGUACAAAUUGAUUUUAUUUUAGAGGGUAUCAAUAUCAUUUUAAAAAACAAUUAUUUUUGGUUUUUAGACUCUUUUUACCUCCAAAGAAGAGGAACCGCCAUGGGUACCAGGUUUGCCCCCAGUUAUGCCAACCUAUUUAUGGCAGACUGGGAAUCAACAGCUAUUUAUAAUGGCAACCACCUAAGGGCAAACCUGGUCUCAUAUUUUAGAUACAUUGAUGAUCUCUUUUUUUAUCUGGAAUGGAUCGGAAGAUAGUCUUAUCUCUUUUUUAAAUGUUCUUAAUACCAAUAAUAGGGGCAUAAUUUUAACUCACGAUUUUAGCAAAGAACAAAUAAAUUUCCUAGAUCUUAAUAUAUUCAUAAAAAAUGGGAAAAUUAAUACAAAAACCUUCUUUAAAGAAGUCUGUGUUAACACAGUCAUCGAUAAAAAUAGUUGCCAUUAUAAACCGUGGCUUGACAGUGCUCCGAAAAGCCAAUUCCUUAGAUUACGCAGAAAUUGCACAGAACUAGGAAAUUUCGAAGAACAAGCCAAUGCCCUUAAAAACAAAUUUAUGGAGAGAAACUAUCCAGAAAAAGAUUUACUUGAAAAUAUAAAUGAGAUAAAAAACAAAAACAGAGAUGAGCUCUUAAAGUAUAAACCAAAAAUUAAAAAUGACUCUAUAUCUCUCCCCAUCAUUUUUAACUAUAACAAUAAAAGUAAAGAAAUAAGGAAGACCAUUCAUAAACACUGGCAUAUCCUAGAACAUGAUGAAAAACUCUCCAAAAUCAUUCCAAAAAAACCGAGUAUAAUUUUUAGAGGGGCCCCCAAUGUGAAAUCCAUUCUAACUACCAAUUUUACUAAAAAACCUAAACCAAGUGUGUCUUUUUCCCCCCAAUCUUCAGGUUUUUAUAAAUGUAAGAAUUGUAUUGCAUGCAAAACAGCCGACCCUACAAUGCCACCUAAAAUAAUACAAUUUAUUUCAAAUAAAACCAAAACCUCCUUUAAAAUAAAGGAAUUCAUUACAUGUAACACUAAGAAUGUCAUUUACUUACUGGAAUGCCCGUGUGGCUUCCAAUACGUCGGAAUGACCACUAGAUGUUUAAAAAUAAGAUUAGGUGAGCAUUGUAGGAAUAUUAAGAAUGGUUUUUUAAAUCACUCUCUAUCCAAACAUUUUUUAAUUCACAAUAAAGACCCCAAAAUGUUAAAAUAUAUGGGAAUUAAAAAAUGUUCUCUACCUUGGAGAGGAGGAGAUAUAAAAAAUAUUUUAGGUAAAACAGAGAUGGAAUGGGUCUAUAAGCUACAGACCCUAAUACCCAACGGACUUAAUGCAGAUUUUGAUCUGCAUAAUUUUUUAUAGAAAGUCUUUUAAUUAUAUUUCAUACCCACCUUAUUUUACCAUCAUGUUUUACCUUAAUUUAUGCCAUACCCUAAUUUUAAUGUACAUAUUUUUAAUUAUUCUGAUGCUAUUUUUAUUUUAUUUAUUUUUUUUAUUAUAUUUUUAGCAAAGUACUUUUAAACCAUGUUUACAUCAUUAUUAUGAUUUUAUAUUAUGUUCUGUAUCUAGUGUAUGCUCUGAGUCUUUUAUAUAAAUACAAAGUCUGUGCAGGUUACAUUUAAAAAUGUAUUUAUAACAUAUUGGGGUCUUAUGUUAUAAUAAUUAUAUCACUCCUGGUGUAUAACAGCAUGUAGGGGUGCCCAGUGACCGGCUGGACUUCAUUUCCCAACAUACUUUGCAUUACCAGCCGGCCACCGGGCACUCCGUUCACACCAGGAAGUGUUUUGCCGAAAAAACGAUCUGCGCAUGCGCGCAGCGUCCCGAUCACGUGAUCGGAACCAACAACAAAUUAUAUCGUCCUAAAGCUUCGUUUUUAUUAUAUGUAUAUAUUUUAAGCCUAACUAGGCUUAUAUUAAUGCAUUUAUCAUGUUUAAAAGUUAUUUUGAAAUGUAUUUUAAAUAUUGAUUUUAAUCUUUAUUGUGAUUGGUGCAUCUAAUUUUGGCGCCAUUUUCAAACCCUUGUGAACCUAUAUAUUCAACCUUUUGCCAGGUGUACUGUUCUUUUACCAUUUUGAAAAAACCUUAAAGGUGAAACGCGUAAAUGGUUAUUAUAAGUGUAUUUUAGUCAAUAAAAGUUAUUUUUUGGUUACCUUUCAAUAUAGGACCAAUUUUUUACCUAUUUUAUUGUACUCUAUACACUUUUAUUUAUUUAUUUUUUACUCCUGGCAUAUUUUUACUAUAUACAAUUAUUUUAAAUUACUCCAUUACUUUAUUUUUAUUUUUAUUUUUAAUUUUAUUUUAUACUUUUACUGUAUUAUUUUAUUUUAUUAUCUACCACUGGAGUGCAUUCCGUCUAAAGAAAUCCUGAGGUGGGGAUAAUUCCACCAGCGCUGUGGGAAUAGAGCAGUAUCUGUCUGCUCUAUUUUUGUAAGUAUAACUGAUUUAUACAUAUUACUGUGUUGUUCAUACUGAGAGCACUAUCUGCUGUUUUAUAUAUCUCGUGGACACCUACCAUCCAAUACCGGAAAGGCGGACCUAUCUCCCCAGCAUAACGAAUAUUGCACAUCUGAGUAGGUCCUAGCCUACACUAAAGAAACUUCAAACCGGACGGACAGACCAACUGUUCAGUAUAUCCGAUAGUGGGGAUCAAACCACUAAGUGCCUUCUCUCCAAGAGCUGGAUAAAGCUCCAACAAAUGUGAGUGAAAUACCUUUUCCUUUGAAUAUAUAUUACACCUUGGACAUACAAUAUUUCACCAUUGGAAGCCUUUCUUCUCUCAUUUUUGUCUUCACAUAUAUGGACCACCUACCAUAAGGACGGAGUGACAUUUGAGGACUUACAUUAUAUCACUGCACAUCAGUGAGAUUGUUUUAACUUAUACUUCUCUUAUAUGUGGAUGAACUUAUUGUUUUUUACCUUCAUUUAUUUUUACCUUCUUUUGCCUAUCCUUUGCUAAGCGCAGCCCCCAACUCCUUUUUCUGUAUCUUUUUGCCUUAUAAGGGUUCUGUGAGGGAUUCCCUUUCAGGGUUGCUGCUCAAUUGAGUCAGCGCAGACUCUUCCCCUCUAUUUCUAUUUAGGAGUUUAUACAUACGUUCCUAGACACAUGCUUCAUACGGCCUGUUCAAUAUCACUGAUACUAGUCUCUCUCUCUUUUCAGUUUAACAAGUCUCAGGGAUGGAGAAGACUAUAUUCCCUAAUGUUUCCAUGUUGGAUUAAGAGUUCAAGUUGAAUUGGACAAAGUUAAUAUUUUACAGACUUGUGAUGUCGCUCUAGCCAAGAGGAAAUGAUUGGUCAUGCUUGGACUUAUAUACUCUCUGACGCACUCUGAUUCUUUCUUUUAACAGUAUUUUCUUUGCUGCUAUGGAGUUAGUAAAGAAAGUUAAUGCAAAUACUCGCCUCCUGUCAUUAUUAAAAUUAAGAUUACUAGUAUAAUCUUCAAUUUUAAUCUAUACUUCUAUAAAAAAAAAAAAAGGAAAAUGAGAGGGUGUAUCUCAUUCGAGUUUCCUUCCCUACCAUUUCAAUACGCGGUAUUAAGCUACGUGGUUGCUGCUAACGAGUGGUUUCGGUCCCGUCACGGGGUCUGUCCUGCGUUUAACUUUGGGCUUUCGUUUCUUUGCUUGGAUGGGCCAUGUCUGCCAGCCAUAACCGUGUUAUUUUCCAGUAGGAGCAUUAUGUUUUGUUACCGGGAAUGUGUUCUGGCCCUUACGAGACCUGUGGGCCAUACACGCGCAUGCGCUUUCUUUUCCUAUUUCCUUUGUGUACUCCUACAGCCUGACCACCUGGAGUUUGCCGGGCUCACUCUGCCCUCCAGUUACGGUCAGCCCCUACGAUUCUCCCUCAUACCCCGCCCCCUUUUUCUUUUCAUUUCACACAGUACGUCCCCUCUCUCACUCAUUACCCUCCCCUCUUAUGUAGCUGUUGCUGGCUGUCAGGGUACUAGGUGUCCAAUAGUGGUAAUUUCCCCCUGGCUUCUUCGCCUUAGGUUAGUGGUCGCGCGAGGCCAACACCCAUCAUCAUACUCAGAGGUACUACGCCCCUGGGGCCAAAUCAUAGUUAGUCGCCUCGCAUUGUGGCAUAGUGAGGGCCUCACCUGUCACUCCCAUUCUAUCUUAUGUUUAACUGUCACCGAGAGGCCGACACCCCGUCACAACAUUUCAGUGGCCACGAUAUCCCCUCGCGCCAAUGCAUAGAUAGAGCCUCUCACGCCACUUAGCAUCUAGCAGGGCCUCACCUGUCACCAAACCUAGUUUUAAUUGUUUCGCCUUUUGGCUUAGCUAGUAUGCCAGCACUCCUGCGCACAAUCACACACACACAUGCUCGCACUGGGUCUUGUUACCCCCGUGGGGUUUACACCACCACGGUUUCUGUUGCCUGCUGCCGAGCUCACUCCUUUCAGCCUGUCCCCCUGGACUCUGACGUGCUUACUCUGCUUUCGGUUACGGUCGGCCCUGAGGUAUUUCCUCGUUCACCCUCACGUUUUUGAUACACGUUCAGCAAAUCCGUCCUCUCUCACACUACCUUCCCUCCCCUCUUAGCAGUGGCUGGCUGUGAGGGUCCGAGGGUCCACUAGUUUGUAAUUCCCCCCUGGCUUCUUCGCCUUAGGUUAGUGGUCCUUCGUGGCCAACACCCAUCCUCAUACUCGGAGGUACUGCGCCCCUCGGCCAAAUCAUAGUUAGUCACCUCACAUUGUGGCAUAGGGAGGGCCUCACCUGUCACUCCCAUUUUAUCUUAUGUUACCUGUCACCGAGAGGCCAACACCCCGCCACAACGCUCAGUGGCCACGUUAUCCCCUCGCGCCAACUCAUAGAUAGAGCCUCUCACGCUGCUUGGCAUCUAACAGGGCCUCACCUGUCACCAAAACUAGUUUUUAAUUGCUUCACCUUUUGGUAUUAGCUAGUAUGCUAGCACACAUACAUAUACCCACACACACACGCAUUGGGUUGCUUAUGCGCUGCCUAUUCGUCUCUUUUUUAGCAGGUCUCCACUGCUAGGCGUUGGUGUGGUAUUGUCCACCUGGGUUCUCUGGCUUGGUCUGGUACCCUUCACGCUGUGGUGCUUCAGCUACUCCUACCUUUUUCGUGUCCUGGGCCCUUCCUUGCUUCGCUGCGGUUCUCUCAAGUCCCCUUUUUUUUCCCCCCACCCGGCAGCCUUUCGGACAGCUGAACUCUCAGUCCGCACUCCACAGUUAACACUGUUACUGGUGGGGGGCCCCGAGUUCGCUCUUACUUCUCCGUUUCGCCUCCUAGUUGUCUUCGCUGCUGUCGUCUAUGGGGCGGUGUCGGAUGGUAGUUUGGGGUAACUGGCAUCUGCCAGUUUGGCUGGUUCCGAUCCAGGCUUCCAGCACCUUUCGGGGGUCCGACCAUGGGCUGCCAGCCUGGUUAGCUCAUGGUCGUCAUUUUUCGCAUCUGGCUCUUUUUCCAAUGCUCGCGGUUUCGUGUGUUUGGGCCUUCUUCCCCUUUGAAGCUCCUUCUUCGCGUAUACCGAUACUGUUCCUGUAGCUAUGUUGUCUGCAUUUUGGGUUUGCUUCUUUUGCCACCUCUAACUUGCAUCAACUCUACCUAUCCGGUUCACAACUCCCCAUGUUGUACAGGUUUACCAUUCAUACACAGUUUCAUGUCCUCAUUCCAGACUAUUAGCAUACUCAAGGCAUUUCAGGUUCCAGGGAAUUUCAAAUUUACAGAUUUCACAUCGACAUCCAAGUAUCUCAUUCACUAUCAGACUUAUUAAAUGCCUGUCACAACGAACCGGGCAUCAACCUUCAAUGUAGGGCAAUAACUGCUUGAUCCAAGGAAAAUCUGACUGCCAUUAUGGAGUCAAGAAGGAAUUUUUUCCCAGCUUGUUGCAAAUUGGCAGCGCUUCAAACUGUGUUUUUCGCCUUAUUUUGGAUUAACCGUUUAAACACAAAUGUGAGGAAGGCUGUACUUAAUGGGCACUAGUCACUUUAACUUUGUAAUCUAGUUGUUGAGCCACUAUUCCUGCUUCCACAGUUUCUUGGGUCUCACAUACUUUACCACAGCCACCACGUCCUUCUUGCAGCAUUAUCUUGGGAAGUCUCACCUUUUCAUGCAGUCUAUUGAUUACCUUCUCUACCCCACAUUUAGUCUACCCUAGGGGGCCAACACUUUUAAUAUACCUUACUUCCCCUUGCACAAUUAAGAGUGCCGGCUAAAGUGCUGGGCAACUAUUUCCUCGCUCGGCAUUUACCAUACAGCUAAGCAAUUAGGUUUUGUUGAUGGUUUUUCGUUUCUGACAGGUACCCAAUUUUUGCCCUCUUUUAUUACAGGCCUACCACGACGUCGUUUCCGGCAUACCUCAACCGACUUAUUUCCCUUUUACUUCCUAUACGUCCUUAUUUGCCCCCUCACACAAAUGUUAAGGCUUGUCCUGCAGUUGUGGGAGGGACAUGGUACCUAUUUAAACCCCCCCCAUCUCACCUUCCUCCGUCCCGUACGUUUUUUAGCGAAUCGCAUGUCCCCACCCUCUACUCCCUCUAUCUAUACUUUCAUUACACCUCAUGGGUGGGCCCUCUUUUAUUACAGACCUACCACGACGUCAGUUCCGGCACACCUCAACCGACUUAUUUCCCUUUUACUUCCUAUACGGCCUUAUUUGCCCCUCACACAAAUAAAAUAUAUUUGAAUGCAUUUUGGCACACUUCCUGCUAGCUGUUCUGAAGACGUACAAAAAUAUAAUUUCAAAGUGUCAAUUCUGCUCUUUUUAGGUUCGCAAAGGAUUUUGGAAGAUGCCUCCUAUAAUUUGGGAAGCAGACCUUCGAAAUUUCAGAAUCCUAAAUCCUUAUUAUAUGGAAGUCGCUGGAACAAAGAUGCUGAAUCCUGGGCAGGAUUCAAAGAAGCGAAUUAGAGUGGUAAGCAACAUUCACUGUGAUUAGCAGUAUGCACCACAGGGGGCGCCAUUCUGCAUGUGUAUUAGGUUACUAUCAGACCGUGUUUUUAUUUAUAUUAUCAUUGUAAUUUAUUUGUAUAUUUUUUGUCAAAAGCAGCAUCGUUGUUUGCCAUUAGUAAAAGGUAUAACAAACAGGAGAACCAAAGCAAACGUUCCGUUCUUUUUUAUGCCCUUUUACAAUAGAAAGUACAAGAAGCAGAAAAUAUCCUUGUUUUAGCUGUAGAUUCAAGUCUUGCAUUUGGCAAAAUGUUCAUUACUACAUACUUCCUUCCAAAGUGUUCCUCCAGAUUGAAUCAGUCGCUUGCUUUUUGAUAUUUCUUUAAUAAGACGUUCUCUGUGUGCAUGAAUGUUUGAAGGAACGCUCCACUCCAAAUUCUGACCCCAUAAUGACCAUUUCGUCUUUAAUACUGUAGAUAUGAUUCCAGCUGUCUGUCUCAUACCACGCCGCUCUCCGCGGGACGGAAUGGUGCGAUACACAAUGCGAUCCUGUGAGGGGACCAGUCUUUAAACAGUUUAUUAAUUAAUGGCUAAGUUUGGCUAGAGUUACACUGAUUUGUGUAUAUUUUCCAGAAACCGACCACCGGUAUGCUGGCGAUAACCUUCGCUCUUCAUUUCUGCGACCUGGUCCAUAUAGCGGGAUUUGGAUACCCUGCCUCUACCAAUAAAAAUCAGUCAAUCCAUUACUACAAUAAGGCGACAUUAAAGAACAUGGGUGUAAGUUUCUGUGCCUUUACUUACCUGGGUUUUUAUAUCACAUAUUAUAUUAUAAAACUGGCUAAAAGAAGAGUUCAAUUCAUCUACUUCAGCAUUUUGUGUAUCUUUAUAUGUAUCCCUUCAAUUUGUUUUAAUUGUUUUUUGUCAAUUCAUUAAUUUCCAAAUUUCAGGUUGUGUGAAGUUUGGAAUUAUUGAUUCGGAACUGAAACAAAAUUUGGACACGGUUAUUCUAAAGGAUAAUAAAUUAGUGCACCAUUUAGCAGAUAGCUCCCUAAUUUGGUAUCCUUAAAAAUAGUAAUUCCACAUUUUAUAUUCCAAAUUAGGGAGCUCUCUAUUAAACAGCUGCCUGAAAAGAAAUUGAUAAAGGCUUUUAUUUCUCUUAAUUUUGAUCUUUCAGCUGUUUAGUAAAUAGCUUUCUGAUUUGAUAUCCUUACAUGGGAUUGCCUUAAUUAAGGCCUUAAUUAUGUGGGAUUGCCUUAAUUAAUAAAGUAGGGAUCUAUUUUGUUUAAUAGAUAACUCCCUGAUUUGGUAUUCUUAAAAUUAAAAUCUCACAUUAUUAUUAUUAUUUUAUUAUUUAUAAAGCACCAGCAAAGUCCAUAGCGCUGUACAUAAUUGUACCAUUUGGGAACAAUCUACUAAACAGCUGCCAGAACAAUUAAAUAGAAAAAAUGGCUUUUCUUACUUUUGAUCUUUUAGCUGUUUAGAGGAUUGUUUCCUAAUUUGCUAACCUGUGUAUAUCACAUACAUUCUAUACACAUGCAGUACAUAUAACCCAUGUUAGCCUUUACCACUUCCACUGAAAGAUUGUACCAAGUAUCCACUACCCUUUCUAUAUUACUAUUAGCCUUUACCACUUCCACUCGAAGGCUGUUCCAUGUAUCUACUACCCUUUGUAUAUCACUGUUAGAAUUUACCCCUUCCACUGGAAAGUUGUGAUAUUGUAAGACGUAGUUGAUAUCCGAAAUGGCCUUCCAAUGGAAGCAGAAUGGGUGAACAAUAAUAUAGAAAGGAUAGUAGGUACAGCGAAUAUAUGUGUUGCAUGUGUAUAGAAUGUAUAGGAUAUACACAGGAUAGCAAAUUAGGGAGAUAUCUGCUAAACAACUGAAAGAUAAAAAAACACCUGUUUAUUUAUUAAUUUUGAUCUUUCAGGCUACGAUUUUGUAUUUAGAUCCCUACUGGUAGCCUUAACUGAGAUUGCCAGAAGCAAAUUAGGGAGAUACUUACUAAACACAAACGUUCCAUAGUCAAUCCCAUGUGAGGAUAGCAAAUUAGAGAGCUAUCUUCAAUACAACUGAAAGAUGAAAGAACUUUUUCUUAAUUUACUAUUUCAGAUUCUUAAUCGAGAAGUCCAUAAUUUGCUAUCCUUAAGAACACGAAUGGAUCUGAAAAAGUUUGGAUCCAUUUGUACUGAAUUUGCUCGUUUUCAUUUCGUUGUGUAGGAAUGAAGGAAUUCUGACACCUCUGAAACUUGUCUGAAACCAAACAAAUGCAUGUCUACAAUCUCUAUAACUGCUGUUGAUUUGAAGCAAUUUCAUAUUUUGCCACAAAAUAUGAGAAAAAUGUAAAUCUUAAUUGAUACAUAUGUCUCCUUUAAUCAAUAACCUGUCACAUUUUUAAUAUUUUGUCCAUGAAUAUUGGCAAUGUUUAAAAGAGGAGUUUAAAAUAUAGAGCCCUCUAAAGGAGGAUUGUCAGAAAAUUCAUACCUGUCUCUUUUCUUCUUUUUUCCAGAAGGCUCAUAGUAUUAACGGGGAAGCAGAAAUAAUAAAAAAAUUUAUUCGGCACAAACUGAUUCAGAAUUUAACAUAUUUCUGA